Molecule: messenger RNA, 658 nt
Organism: Verruconis gallopava
Lineage: Eukaryota; Fungi; Ascomycota; Dothideomycetes; Venturiales; Sympoventuriaceae
Exons: 2
Coding region: 220-564 (114 amino acids)
Source: RefSeq, a predicted model, not a curated record
CUACGCAUUAAUCUCAGUUUGCGCCUACCGCUCUGCAGGAAUCACUAGUGGUGUGGGUGGCUGCGUUGUAGCGAAUGAUGUGGGCUAUACUUUCAUCGCGUACGUCUGAAUUGGAAAGCGGAUGUGAACGCACAGCCGUUUCUCCCUGCACGCAGCGCAUAUAUAGGUGCGCAUCAGUUGCCUUGUUUCUAUGAGCGACAAAUCUAACAGCAUCCGAUCAUGAAUGAUGCAUCUUUUCCGUUUUCCGAACACCUCACCGGUGAACCUCCACCGCCCCCGCCACCGUCGCCGAUGCUAGUCCCUGUAUGCAUUGAUUUGGGAGGAUGGACACAAGUGGUAUCGCCGUGCCAGGCUUACAGAUUCAUGCAACAACUUUAUAAUGAUGAAGGGAGUCUUAAAAAAUGGAAGUACAGAUGGACAGACAACAAUACUACAUUGAUGGUUUGGUCAAAAUCCGGCCAUUGGGAUCGCGACUGUCGAUCAAUGCUCCAUGGUUGCCUUAAUGUUGGAGUUGCAUUGCAAAAGCUUCGGCGUUUACAGGUGAUAGACCUGGCUAGAUUGUAGGAUGCACUACGAGGGAUUGAUGGUGUUUGAGUAAAUAACGAUACAGUCCAGCUGCAAGUCCCGUACUCUAGAAAUGCAAGUGCCAUCACUCAAA